AGCGGCGGGAGAGGCGGCCCGCCUGCCCCCCCGCGCAGGGCAUGGCGGCCCCGGGCCCUCCGCGGCUGCCCCAGCUGCGGCUGGGCCCGCGGCUGCGGGCCGGGCUGGAGGUCGCGCUGCGGGUGCCGAGCCUGUUCCUCAUCGACGCCAUCUUCAACUCGGCCCCGCUGCCGGGCGGCUCCCUGAGCGCCGCGCUGCUGGGCGCGCUGCUGCGGCUGCUGGGUGUCUUUGUAUCCAGCGUUGUUCUGGUCUUACAACAGCGAGCACUUUUCAAGUUCUACAUGAUCGCCUCAGCGUUUCUGCUGGCUGCAACUUCAGUGUUGGUGAAUUACUAUGCUGCUUUGCACAUAAACUUCCACAGUGCCUACUACACACCUGUAUUUGGAAUUCAGAUCUUCCUACAGAAAGGACCUUCGCUAUGGAUGGCACUCUCCAUCCUUCAGCUUACUUUUGGAAUCGGAUAUGUUACACUGCUAAACAUGCAGUCCAUAUACUCUCAACUCAUCAUCCUGGAUAUACUGAUUCCUAUAAUUGGCUUGAUUAUUGAAUUACCUUUAAAUGUCCGGCAAGUACUUGUUUUUAUUUCAGGCCUAGUUCUGACACUAAAUACCACAGCCAUUUUAGUUACAAAAAUGAAGUGGUUCUAUUAUUCGGUACGAUACGUUUAUCUGCUGGUGAGGCACAUGUAUCGUAUUUAUGGAUUACAGCUAUUGAUGGAAGAUACAUGGAAAAGGAUUCGGUUUCCAGCUGUACUACGUGUCUUUUGGCUAACAAGACUUACAGCACAAGCUGUUGUAUUAACAUAUGUUGUAAAGAUGGCUGAAAACAACACGGAAGAAAAAUUCUUCUUAAUAUCGUGGGAUAAUUGUUGGGAACUGAUUUGCAGCCUGAUCAUCAGUGGGUGUGACUCUACUUUAACUGUGUUGGGCAUGAGUGCCGUCAUUUCCUCAAUAGCGCAUUAUCUGGGACUCGGUAUCCUGGCCUUCAUUGGAUCAACUGAUGAGGAUGACAAAAGGCUUGGGUUUGUAGCACCCGUCUUGUUUUUCAUUUUGGCUCUGCAGACUGGUUUAAGUGGACUGAAACCAGAGGAGCGAUUAGUUCGCCUGAGUCGAAACAUGUGCCUUUUGUUGACUGCAGUCCUGCAUUUUAUCCAUGGAAUGACAGACCCUGUGCUGAUGUCUCUCAGUGCCUCCCAUGUGUCAUCGUUCCGCAGACACUUCCCUGUACUGUUUGUCUCCGCUUGCCUUUUCAUUCUUCCAGUUCUGCUCAGUUACAUCCUCUGGCACCACUAUGCACUAAAUACUUGGCUUUUUGCAGUCACAGCGUUCUGUGUAGAGCUUUGCCUAAAAGUAAUAGUUUCUAUCACUGUUUAUAUAUUGUUUAUGAUUGAUGGCUACUAUAAUGUGCUAUGGGAAAAACUUGAUGAUUAUGUCUAUUAUGUUCGCUCAACUGGCAAUAUUAUUGAGUUUAUAUUUGGAGUAAUCAUGUUUGGAAAUGGAGCUUACACAAUGGUUUUUGAAUCGGGAAGCAAGAUUCGCGCUUGCAUGAUGUGUCUGCACGCAUACUUCAACAUCUACCUGCAAGCCAAGAAUGGCUGGAAGACUUUUAUAAACCGCCGAACUGCUGUGAAGAAAAUCAACUCGCUUCCAGAGGUAAAAGGAGCUCGGUUACAUGAAAUCGAUGACGUCUGUGCAAUCUGCUACCACGAGUUCACCACCUCUGCACGCAUUACUCCGUGCAACCAUUAUUUUCAUGCACUUUGUCUUCGGAAGUGGCUGUACAUUCAGGACACAUGCCCCAUGUGCCAUCAGAAAGUGUAUAUUGAGGACAAAGAAAAUGCCAGUAUCUCUAACAACAACGGGUUUGUAGCACCAAAUGAAAAUCCUGUACGGGUUGCAGAAGAAGCUGCUGAUGCUGAAAAUGAAUUAAAUGAAGACAAUGACAGUUCUGAUAGUGAUGAGGAAGAUGGCGACUGUGUGGCACAGCACUUGAAUGAGACUCUUAAUGUUGACUCUAACUCUCUUGGUGAUUAGGAUGUCCUUUACUAAGCCGUGAGGUAUUUGUUCAAGAUUGACUUCAACAGAAUAAAAAUAUCACUUUGUAGUUAUUGUACUUAAGCACAACAGCAGUAUCUCAAUGUUGAGUCUGUGAAUGGUGGUUGUUUACUGUGGUGUGUGCUACUGUAAAUAUACCUCUAAUUUUUGCUGGUCUCUUUCAUGACCACCUUAAAAUUAUGUACAUUAUUGUACAUGGAAUAAAAUGUUUUCACGUUUUUAA
Molecule: messenger RNA, 2277 nt
Organism: Catharus ustulatus (Swainson's thrush)
Lineage: Eukaryota; Metazoa; Chordata; Aves; Passeriformes; Turdidae
Gene: RNF139
Product: ring finger protein 139
Exons: 2
Coding region: 42-2033 (663 amino acids)
Biological process (GO): ERAD pathway
Cellular component (GO): endomembrane system; endoplasmic reticulum
Molecular function (GO): zinc ion binding; ubiquitin protein ligase activity
Source: RefSeq, a predicted model, not a curated record